UUUGUAAACAUACUCGUGGUGGCCAUCAGCGGAGGAACUAUUCUGAGAAGAAAGAUGGUCUCUCUCUCUAGUAAACACCCAGAUUCUUUCUUCGUCCAGAGAAGCAAAUAAAAGCAGAAAAAGGAAAGCGCUUUUAUUUGUUGGAGUUUGAUACGGAGUAGGUAACGUAACGACGAAACCGAAAACCAGACUUGGCCCUCCCCUGCCUUUUCCGUUUCUUUCGCGGGAAUUCCCUCUUAUCGUAUCCUUUUGCAUUGUUAUUGGGAUUCAGUUGCUUGUGACAAGAUUAGCUGGAUGACGACGACCAAGGCGCCGGCGAAUUCCUCGCAGACGUGGGGUUUCUUCCGUGAAGGGAAGUAAAAACAAAAAAAAAAAUUCAUUUUCUGGUUCAGCUUUCUCUUCUACGGAUACGGCAAAAUAGAUUGUAGAAAUGGGUCGAAUGAAUGGAGGAACUGGUCCAAAUUCUGAGAAUGGGUUGCUUUGGAGAUGGGUAGGAAUCAUCAGAAUCGGGGAAGGCAUUGAUUGGUAAGGGGAUAAGUCGGGAUUUGACUGAUUCUCUUCUGUUCAUCGAGCUCCAUAGCUCGGCCGCCGUAGAUUCUAGCCAGUCGGCGAGUGUCAGUAGAGGAAACAAGAAUUUCGAAGACGAAUUGCGGCUCGCUGUGGUUGCGACAAACCAGCAAACAGGUGGUGGGCAAGGAGACAAUGAGGCAUUGGAUAAAGGCGAGCAGGGAAGCCGCGGGAAUCACAAUGCAGACGGAGAUAUAGUUGUGCCCAACACGGAAAUUUCCAUGGGAAACUCCUUUGAGGAAAGCUUGGUUGUCAAGAGCAACAAGGCAGCAUCGUCGUCGGCGGGUGAUUUGAAGGAGUUACUGCCAAAGGGGGAGAAGAAGACAGCAUGCGUGAUUGAUGUCAAGUGCGAUGUUGGGAAUUUGAAGGAUAGCUGUGAUGAUGGGGAGAAGGUUUGCAGGAUUUGUCAUUUGAGUUCUGAUGGGUCAGUUGAAGUUGCCACUGCUGGGCCUGUGACUUCCAUGGAGCUCAUUCAGCUUGGUUGUGGAUGUAAAGGUGAGCUCGGUGUUUCGCAUUCUCACUGCGCUGAAGCCUGGUUCAGGCUCAAAGGAAACAGGGUGUGUGAAAUUUGUGGGGAGACGGCGAAGAACAUAACAGGACUAGUAGGGGACAGCAGAUUGCACGGAGGUUCGUCGGAGAGAGGUGGUGGCGGAGGGUGUGGGAGUGGACAACCUUUCUGCAACUUCCUGAUGACGUGCUUCAUGAUCGCCUUCGCCCUGCUAUGUUCUCUGGGUAUCGGCGGCAAAGAGGCAUCACAUUCUUCUCUUCCUUCCUUGUUCUGCAUUCCUCGUAAUUUCAUCGCCGCCAAAAUGGUUGACGACAAGAAGCUUUCCAACCCUAUGAGGGAAAUCAAAGUCCAGAAAUUGGUACUCAACAUCUCCGUCGGAGAAAGUGGCGAUCGUCUCACCCGUGCCGCCAAGGUGCUGGAGCAACUCAGCGGCCAAACCCCUGUUUACUCCAAGGCUAGGUAUACCGUUAGGUCGUUUGGUAUCAGGCGUAAUGAGAAAAUCGCUUGCUAUGUGACCGUGAGGGGUGACAAGGCAAUGCAGCUGUUGGAGAGCGGUCUGAAGGUGAAGGAGUAUGAGCUCCUGAGGAGGAACUUCAGCGAUACUGGAUGCUUUGGUUUCGGUAUCCAGGAGCAUAUUGAUCUUGGCAUCAAAUAUGAUCCUUCAACUGGUAUUUAUGGUAUGGACUUCUUUGUCGUUCUUGAGCGCCCGGGAUACAGAGUGGCUCGUCGCCGCAGGUGCAAGGCACGUGUUGGGAUUCAACACAGAGUUACAAAGGAAGACGCCAUGAAAUGGUUCCAAGUCAAGUACGAAGGAGUCAUUCUCAACAAGGCCCAAAACAUUGGAGCUUAAGUUGUUUUUCCCUUGAUGCACUCAGCUUUUGGAUAGUUGUAUGUGUUUUCUGAGACUUGGAAUGGUUUGAAUGUUGAUUGUGGGAGAUUUUGAAUUAGAGAUAGAGAUGUGGUUGUCAAAUUAUGUUCUCAGUCCAAGAAUGGUAGUUACUUUGAUUUCUUGAAACCUGCUUCUCCUCCACUCCUUGCUUCCCAUUUGUUUCUCCCUGCUUUCUCUUUAGUCUUUUCCUUAGUCUUGGAAGACGCUAUCUCGGUCUUCACCCAGAUGCAUGUGAAGAACAUCAUCUCAUGGAACCCAUAAGCCUUCAUUUUCACAUGAUAUGCACUCUGCAGAUUCAUUUUCUGCACUAGGGUGGCAUUGAUUUUUGUGCUAGUUGGGAAGUGCCCAAGAAUUGAUCACAUGGU
This is a messenger RNA of Linum tenue, 2329 nucleotides long. The record is from the annotation of a GenBank genome assembly. NCBI's taxonomy places the organism in Eukaryota, Viridiplantae, Streptophyta, Magnoliopsida, Malpighiales, Linaceae.